AUGUGGGACUCUGUGCAAGUCGCCGCGGUGGUGACACGUGUCAUGAGAAUUAGUAGUCCCCCAAGUUCGCGGUCAAGAAGUGACUUCUGGGUUGGGAACUUGUUAGGUUUUUGUAUAAUCGUGACCGAGCAUUCCAGGUUCAGUGGGAGCCGUAGGGCAGUCCCUAGUCCCCCAAGUUGUCAAGCUAGAAGUGGCGUUAACACUUGGAAGGUCUUGCCGUUUGGUAACCAAGUGAUGGUUUUGGGCAACAAGGGCUUGGGGUCCCAACAGAUUGGGCUCAAGCUUGAAGGAGAAGUGGGGGGGAAGUUCAGGAAUGUGUCAAUGUCUAAGACACCGCGCGUAGAAAAAUAG
Molecule: messenger RNA, 351 nt
Organism: Prunus armeniaca (apricot)
Lineage: Eukaryota; Viridiplantae; Streptophyta; Magnoliopsida; Rosales; Rosaceae
Source: the annotation of a GenBank genome assembly